AUGAAGAAGAAGAGUCAAAGAAAUCGAGGAAGCAAAAGAGAUGCUAGUCAAAAUACUAGUAAUCAAAAUUGUCAAUUUACUAAUAAUAACAAUAAAAAAUUGGAUCGAAGCAAGAGAAGUGGAAUGUAAGUUGGAAAAUAUUUUUUUUUAAAUUCUCGAUUUUAGUUUUAACAUUAUAAAAUUUUUUUAGGGUGAGAAAGAGAUCGGAUAUACACGGCACUGCAAAUUCAGGAGAAACUAAAGGAAAAUCGAAUAGACCAAGAGAAAGAUAUGAAAAGAGUUCGGAUGAAGAUCGAGAUAAUGUGAAAUAUCCAAAAGAGAAAAAAAAAGUUGGGAUUGAAAAGAAGAAAGAAUCAAAUACAAGUACAAAUAAUAAAAAAGAGGAGCAAAAACAACCAGAAGAAAUGACGAAAAAACGAAGAAGUUGUGAGAAAAUGGAGGAUAAAAAAGAGGAAAAAGAGAAACAAUCACCACAAGCAAAUGAUAAUCCGAAAAAACUAUCAACUGCAAAAGAAAGAUCGCCAGCAAAAAUGAAUGAAGAAGGAGCUAAGGAUAAUAAUUCUGGACUUGAUUUGACAACAAAAGAACCAAUUAAACCAGUUAAAAUGGAUGAUGGAUAUGAAGAUUUUGGACCAGGAGCAUAA
Molecule: messenger RNA, 644 nt
Organism: Caenorhabditis angaria
Lineage: Eukaryota; Metazoa; Nematoda; Chromadorea; Rhabditida; Rhabditidae
Source: the annotation of a GenBank genome assembly